AUGAGUUGGACGUUCCUCAGAGACCUCCUGAGUGGAGUAAAUAAAUACUCCACUGGGAUCGGGCGGAUCUGGCUGGCGGUCACGUUCAUCUUCCGUUUGCUGGUCUACAUGGUGGCGGCAGAGCAUGUAUGGAAAGAUGAGCAGAAAGAGUUUGAGUGCAACGUUAGACAGCCUGGUUGUGAAAAUGUGUGUUUUGACUACUUCUUCCCCAUCUCCCAGGUCAGACUUUGGGCCUUACAACUGAUCGUGGUCUCCACGCCUUCACUUCUGGUGGUUCUACAUGUAGCCUAUCGUGAGGGUAGAGAGAAAAGGCACAGGAAGAAACUCUAUGUCAGCCCAGGCACCAUGGAUGGGGGCCUGUGGUACACUUACCUGAUCAGCCUCAUUGUUAAAACUGGUUUUGAAAUUGGCUUCCUGGUUUUAUUUUACAAGCUCUAUGGUGGCUUUAGUGUUCCCUACUUUAUGAAGUGUGAUUUGAAGCCUUGUCCCAACACUGUGGACUGCUUCGUCUCCAAACCCACGGAGAAAACCAUCUUCAUCCUCUUCUUGGUCAUUACCUCAUGCCUGUGCGUUGUGUUGAAUUUCACUGAACUGAGUUUUUUGGUCCUCAAGUGUUUUAUUAAGUGCUGUCUCCAAAAAUACUCUAAAAAACUCAAGUCCUCAGUGUGUGAGUGCCACAACCUCAGAUAUGUUAAAUAUGGUGAGAUGGGGGCCCCUCCCUUGCUCCAGAAGCACCAUUUAGACUCAGCCAUGAGCACAGCCCAGGGAGGGGAAACAAAGGUACUCUGUGGCACACGAGAGGCUUAA
Lagenorhynchus albirostris (white-beaked dolphin) is the source of this 807-nucleotide messenger RNA. It is a transcript of the gene GJB7, whose product is annotated as gap junction protein beta 7. Gene Ontology annotation, cellular component: connexin complex. The transcript has a single exon. Lineage: Eukaryota; Metazoa; Chordata; Mammalia; Artiodactyla; Delphinidae. Bases 1 to 807 code for a protein of 268 amino acids. The record is from RefSeq and is a predicted model, not a curated record. Gene Ontology annotation, biological process: cell communication.